AGUGGGCUACUGCCUUAUAGAUUGAGUGAGUGUGUGAGUGUAGAAAUCCGAGGACAAGACGAGAGGAAAGAUCAAGCAGAGAGAGAGCGAGAGAGAGACAGAGAGAGAGAGAGAGAGAGCGAGAGAGAGAGAGAGAGAGAGACAGAGAGAGAGAGACAGAGAGAGAGAGAGAGAGACAGAGAGAGAGAGACAGAGAGAGAUAGACACAGAGAGAGACACACAGAGAGAGAGGAUAUAAAUAAUAUGCCUUCCUCGCAGAGGCUUGGGUGAAAACACUGGCCAAGAGGCAGAGAAGGAGAAGGAAGAGGGAGAGGGAGAGAGGAAGUGUCUGAAACAUCAGGGAGGAGGAGGGAGGAGGGUGAACAACACAGCCAGGCAGCCAGACAGCCAGACGGACAGGGGGACGGAUCUACGAGGAAGCCCUGACAAUGUGGAUCGACUCUGCCAGCCUGCCGGCUGAACCACUCUGCUGUGCGCGGAGGGCGUUUUUUUAAAUUGUGAUUCAGCCUGCUAGCUAGCGUGGAUAUCUUUUUUACUGGAAGGGAUUUGGGAUUUGAAAAGGGUGACACGAACAUCAGAACUGGGCUGCUUGAUGGAUUUUAUAUGAUUUAUUAUUAUUAUUAUUAUUAUUAUUAUUAUUAUUAUUAUUAUUAUUAUUAUUAUUAUUAUUUUUCAAAAAUUUUGAAUGCAUUUUUUUUUACAAGAAUAUAUGUAUAUAUCUAUAUGAAUAUAGAGAUGUAUGUAUAUUUAUAUCCUAUGUCUAUACAACGAGAUAAAGUUUGAUUUUAAUAUUAUUUUAUUUUAUUUAUUUAGAAAUAUUUUAUUAAAAAAAAUAUAUAGAUAUAUAUAUUUUUUCUGUGUUUUCGAGGAUUUUUUGUAAAGGACAUUAGAAAGACCUUCAUUGGGAAUCAUGGGAAUAUUGAAAUGCUCCAGAUUUUUUCUGGUUCCUGGUUUCGUGGGAAAUGUUUGAGCUCCUCCGAGCUCCCCUGCACCCCGCUGUCCGCGUGUGAACCCCCUCUCUCUGCGCUGCGUGGAUGAGGUGACCCCCAAACCUACAGGCAGCUCAGGAGCCUGAAGAGGGCACUAGUGGCCCCUUUUCCCGGCCCCGCCUCCCUCUCCUGAUUGGCCGGGCCCUGGAAGAUGAGCGCUGGCCCCGCCCAGGAUGUGGCUAUCGAGCGUUUCCUGCAGGACAUCGAAGAGAGGGGCGGGCGCGUGCACAGGGGGCUGAGCUCCGGGGCGGAGAGGAAGCGACGCGGGGAGAUGAACCUGCUCUACCGCAAGACGCGGCUGGACUGGAGGAACCGCGAGCCGGACAGCACCGAGCACAAGAAGAGCUCCAGUAAGGACGUUUCCUCGGCGACGGUGGGGAAGGUACGGGACCUGGCCUCGUUCCGGAGGCACUUCCGGAUGGGCUUCCUGACGAUGCCGGCGUCCCAGGAGCACGCGUCCCUGCCCUGCGCCAGCAGCCUGGCACCGCGCUCGCUGUCCUGCCACUCGGUGGGCAGCGGGGGUUCGGAGCCCCCCCCGAGCGCCAGGAGACCCCCGGCCAAGCCCAAGCGCCACCCCAGCACCCGGCUCAGCACGGCCAGCGACCCGCGGUGCAGCGAGGAGGCGGGCGGGGAGAAGCAGCCAGCUCUGAAGAAGUCUGAUUCCGGGGAGCAGCAUGGGAGGAAGGCACCCCCAGCGAAGCCCAAGCGGAGCCCCAACACCCAGCUCACGGUGUCCUUCGACGACACAGGGCACCCCAACACCCACCCCGGCGGAGGCAGGACCCCCCACCCUCGCUACACCCCCACAGAGCCCCCACAGCACCCCCAAACUCCGACCCCAGCCCAGCCCAGCCAAGACGAGCCGGUCUACAUAGAGAUGGUGGGGGACGUCUACAGGGAGCCCCAGAACCCCGCGGGGACCCCCGAUUCGGACUCCGACCAGAGCGAGGCCAUCUACGAGGAGAUGAAGUACCCCCUUUUGGAGGACGCCUCGGGGAUCCCCAAAACUAGAGACUGUAAAAAUUCCGCCAAUCCCUCCCUGAUCCUCCCGCCACCGCCCUCCCAAAACCCCGCGAAGGGCGGCAAGCCGAAACGGGACGGGACCCCAAACCCGGCCGUCUCCCCAAACCCUCCGUGCGCCCGGACGGCCACCCCCUUUUCGUUCUCCAAGAACUGCGAGAUCCCGCCCCCUUUCCCCAACCUCCUUCAGCACAGACACCCCCUGCUGGCCUUCCCCCAGCCGGCGGCUUCGUCCAGCGGGGUCAACGUGGCCCAGAAGGGGCUCAAACUGGGGACGGUCAGCGUCCAGACUGGCCAGUCCAAACUCCCAGUCCCCCAGAACAGCAACCCACCACCGUCCGCCAGUCAGGCUGAGCCCGGUCACGCACAGAGAGGAGGACCAGCAGGAGGAGAGAGCUCUAAAGACCUCUUACUGCUGCCCUCAGGCAGGGCACGCAGCCACUCCACCCCUCUCCCCCCUCCUCCCAACCCCUCCGGACACCCUCAGAAAACCGAGAAGGAGCUGCCCAGCUCCCACAGCAUGAAACUGGGCCAAUCCAUGCUGCCUGUCCCCCAGCAGCAACCAGCCGCGGGCAAAGACAAGGUCCCAAAGCCAGAGAAAACUGACUCCUUCCCGCCUCGCUCUGCCACCCCCUCAUCCCGGCACCUGUUUUCCUACCGCAGCUCCACCCCCCUGCCGGACCACUGCAUGGUGUGGACCUACCCCUCCGCGGGGCUGCAGAGACCCCCAGCCUACGAGAGCCUGAGGGGGUCGUCUGGACCAGCUUUGCCCAAAAGCAGCUCCACUUUCCCAGCCCCUCUCCCGCACACCAAAGGGAGUCUCGGAAGUGUCCGUCAACAGCCCCCCUCUAGUCUCCCCGUCGCGGGGGUGGGAGGUGACCCCAAAGGGGUUUCCAGCCCGGUCGAUGAAGGACAGCACUGGCCGUUGCAGAGGAGGAUGUCUAGCAGCAGAAGUCAUAAGGAAGCGGACAAGCCAGCGGAGGACGCUAGAGCGUGGAACGGCAGCGGAGACGCCCCCAAGGAGGAGAAAGGGCUCGGCCAAUCAGGGAUCCCCGUGCGGAGUCAGGCUGUGGAGGUGGGCUCAGUUAAGGGGGUACGAAGGUCCGCACUACCCCAGCCCUGUCAGACAUUUCCUGCCUGCCAUCGAAAUGGAGAUUUCGCUCGCCUGGGUCGCUCGGCUUCCACCUCCGGAGUGAGACACGCCUCCACCAACGUGCAGAGACAGUGCAGCCUCCCCCGAGAGAUCCUGGGACAGUUCCAACAGAGACCAGUUCCUGCCGCCUCCCAGCAGCCCUCGAAGCAGCUCCCUGUCCUGCAGUGCCAGCCUCCCCCUAGCGGGGGCGCCCCCCAGCCUCAGCCCCAGCCCCAGCCUCAGCCCCAGCCCCAGCCCCAGCCCCAGCCCCAGCCCCAGCGCGACGGGAAGCUGCUGGAGGUGAUCGAGAGGAAACGCUGCCUCUGCAAGGAGAUCAAGGCUCACCGGCGUCCAGAGCGCAGCCUCUGCAAGCAGGACAGCAUGCCCAUCCUGCCCAGCUGGAAGAGGACCCCCGAGACACGCAAGAGCGGGACCCCGCCCUGCCGCCGGCAGCAGGCUGUGCUGUGGGACACCGCUAUCUGA
Molecule: messenger RNA, 3624 nt
Organism: Acipenser ruthenus (sterlet)
Lineage: Eukaryota; Metazoa; Chordata; Actinopteri; Acipenseriformes; Acipenseridae
Product: neuronal tyrosine-phosphorylated phosphoinositide-3-kinase adapter 1
Exons: 7
Coding region: 1141-3624 (827 amino acids)
Biological process (GO): phosphatidylinositol 3-kinase/protein kinase B signal transduction; neuron projection morphogenesis
Source: RefSeq, a predicted model, not a curated record